GAGAGAGAUAAAGCUGGUACAUUGGGUGGCAAACGAACAGAAAAGAGGUGAAAAGAAAAGAAAGUUGCAGCUGACAGCAGACAAGAGCAGAGUAAUGGAGCCCCAAGAGAUCAGAGAGGGAUACUUGGUGAAAAAGAGAACAAGUCGGUUUGAGGAUGUGUGCCACAAAUGGGGGACACAGCUGUGUACAAGGUACAGUGCUAAACUCCUGGAAGGUAGUGUGGGUGGUGCUGUCAGACGAUGGGGUGGAAUUCUAUAAAAAGAAAACAGACCAGUCUCCCAAAGGAAUGAUCCCACUAAAGGGAGCAACACUCCUCAGUCCUUGCCAGGAUUUUGGCAAGAGGACGCUGGUUUUCAAACUUACCACUGACAAGAAGCAGGAUCACUUCUUCCAAGCCUCACAUGUGGAGGAGAGAGAGUUUUGGGUCAAGGACAUCAAGAGAGCCAUUACCUGUCUACAGGGGGGGAAAAAGUUUGCCAGGAAGUCCACAAGACGAUCCAUUCGCCUGCCUGAAACAGUAAACCUGAAUGAGCUGUACACUCUGAUGAAAGACCAGGAUGAUGGAGUGAAAGAGCUGAAACUGGAGCAGGAGAAUCGAGUCUUCAACCACUGUUUCACCGGUGCAACAGUGGUGGAGUGGCUGAUUUCAAAAGAGAAAGCAAGAAAUAGGCCUGAGGCCCUUAUGCUGGCAACAGGGCUCCUGAAUGAGGGUUUUCUCCAGCCUGCAGACGACCUGGCUAAACAGGGAGCUGAGAGUGGAGAGCAAACAACCUUCUUAGAUCAGACGAUGGCUCUUUACUACUUUGCAGACAGUGGGUUCUUCUGUGAAGGCUACUCAAGUGAUGAAGAUGUGCUUCUGAAGGAAGAAUUCAGAGGAAAUAUCCUAAAACAAGGGUGCUUACUCAAACAGGGACACAGGAGAAAAAACUGGAAGGUGCGAAAGUUCAUACUGAGAGAUGACCCUGCUUAUUUGCAUUAUUAUGAUCCCACAAAGGGUGACGACCCUCUGGGCUCGAUCCAUCUCAGAGGGUCUGUGGUUACAGCUGUGGAGUAUGUGCCUGACGCCAAAAAAUACGACAUUGACGGCAACCUCUUUGAGAUCAUCACCUCAGAUGAGGUUCACUACUUCCUCCAAGCUGCUACAGGAGAAGAAAGAAAGGAGUGGAUCAAAGCAAUACAGGCAGUGUCAAAAAGUGGAAAAUAACAGGAGAAGCAGAGCAGCAGUGAAAUAUCUGUGGCUGAACCUGCUGAUUGUAAAAAAAAUAAAAAACUAAUACUGUAUAUCUGAGAUUGUAUUUAACAGUGUGUCAGCAAAGUAAAACUAAAUAUCGUAAUAUUGUGCUGUGUCAUUCUAGAACAGGCAAGUUUCUGACCUCUAUACAUUAUCUGACUAUAAUGUUUUUUGUUCAGUACAUAACUAAUGUAAGUGAAAUAAAAGUUCUGUUGUCUAAAUGUAACAGUAUAAAGUUUUAUCAGUAAUGCCUAAUCACAUCUUUAUAUACAAAAAAUGUCACAGUGUUGUGAUGUGUGGCAAUUUAUUGUUAAACCGGUAGCACUUAACAUUCUAGCUCAGUAAUAACAAGGUAAUAAGGCAUGACAUCUCAGUUAAUAGCAACAAUGGUCUAAUGUCUUGUAAUGAUGUUUUAACCACUAUUAUCCUGUAACAUGAUAAUAUUUAAACCCCAUUAUUAUUAAGAUAUUACCAGGCCCUUACCUGUGUAAUUACCAUGUUAAUGCUCCAGUAUUUCCCUGUUUCCAAGAUAAUUACCUUGGCCUUGCCCACAUUACCUUCAUAUCGCUGAGCUAGACUGUAAAGAGCCAAACUAACUACUAAAACUAACUACAUUGUAUAAGUAGUACGUGUUUAUAAAAGAGACACUCUGUGUUUUGGGUUGGAGCCUUUUUAUUCUCCCCAGUGUGUGUUUUUUUUUUUUCAGAUUUCCUCCUUGUUCACUUGUCUUUCAAAAGUUUGAGAUAGUUUGAGCUAUCUUACAAGCACACACAGUUCCUGAGCGUGAAGUAUGAAUCAUAUUCUGCCUUCACAGUUCUCACAGAUACUGGCCUCCUGCAUCAGUGAGAAAAAGUGAGUCACAUUAAAAAAAAAAAAAAAAAAAACAACAACGUAUGCCUGGGAGCAAUUUAAGAGAUGAAAACUGAAGCAAAGUCAAUCAAGGGAUAACAUUGCUAUCCUUUAAUUUCAUUUUGAUUUGAACAAAAUUGAUGUUCUUUUUUUACAUGUUCACCUCUCAGUCUUUUACUAAUAAACUGUUUCCUCUA
Toxotes jaculatrix (banded archerfish) is the source of this 2278-nucleotide messenger RNA. RefSeq names its product pleckstrin (gene plek). Bases 156 to 1205 code for a protein of 349 amino acids. Gene Ontology annotation, biological process: intracellular signal transduction; actin cytoskeleton organization. The transcript is spliced from 10 exons. The record is from RefSeq and is a predicted model, not a curated record. Gene Ontology annotation, cellular component: plasma membrane. Lineage: Eukaryota; Metazoa; Chordata; Actinopteri; Toxotidae.